Messenger RNA from Perkinsus marinus ATCC 50983, 2655 nucleotides. Its product is annotated as eukaryotic translation initiation factor 5B, putative. The record is from RefSeq and is a predicted model, not a curated record. Bases 1 to 2601 code for a protein of 866 amino acids. Lineage: Eukaryota; Perkinsozoa; Perkinsida; Perkinsidae. The transcript has 11 exons. Gene Ontology annotation, molecular function: GTP binding; translation initiation factor activity; GTPase activity.
AUGUCCGACGAGGAGAAGUUAUCCAACCUCGAGGAGAGCAAUGUGGACGCCAAGACUCUUGCCAAUAGGAAAAAGAGGGAGAAGAAGAAGGCUAAGGCCGCCGCUCAGAAGAGUGAUAAAGAGGGUGGUAAGAAGAUGAGCGCUGCGGCUAAGUUGGCAGCAGCGCGGCUCGAAGCCGCUCGAGAGGCCGAGGAGGAACGGAAACGUCUUGAGGAGGAGGCCCAGAGGAAGGCCGAGGAAGAGGAACGACUCGCGGCUGAGAAGGCCCGAAAGGCACAGGAGGAGAAAGAGCGAAAAGCUGCUGAGAAGAAGGCGCGACGAGAGAGGCUCAGAGCUGAGGGAAAGCUGCUAUCGAAGAGGGAGAAGGAACAGAAGGCCAAGGCGGACGCGUAUCGGCAAAUGCUUAUUGAGAGCGGCGCUGUUGCGGCGGCGGCGAGCUCUGAUGAGGGCAGUGGUGACAAGCCGAAGAAACAGAGCGAUUUGUAUGGGAAGAAGAAAAGUCAUAAACACAAGAAACAACCAAGUCGAGUGGAGGAGAGCGUUGCCUCUUCUACUCCUGAUGACGAGGAUGUGGACGAUUGGGAAAAGAGGGCUGAGGACGUCACUGAUGCCGACAAGAAGAGCGAAUCGGCUGAGUCGGUGGACGAUUGGGAGCUCCUGGAUGAGGACUCUGAUGAUGAGAAGGUCGAAGCUUAUCCAACUCAUAUUAAGAACAAGCCUCAGAAGAAGCAGGAAGAGGAGGUAGAUGUUAAAGGCAAAUUCGCAGCAGCUGAUCCUCUCGCCGUCUUCGACUCCUCCGCCUCGGAGUUCCGUUCUCCCAUCUGUUGUAUUAUGGGCCAUGUUGAUACUGGUAAAACCAAGCUUCUGGAUAAAAUACGUCGGACCACCGUACAAGAGGGUGAAGCUGGUGGCAUUACUCAGCAGAUUGGCGCGACCUUUUUCCCGGAGGCCAGUUUGCAGGAUGCUGUCCAUAAGGUCAAUUUGACCAGUCGUGGCGCUAAUGUUGAUCUCAAAGUACUUCCCGGUCUGCUGAUCAUCGAUACACCCGGUCAUGAGUCCUUCAACAACCUUCGUGUUCGCGGCAGCUCCUUAUGCGAUAUCGCUAUCUUGGUCAUCGAUAUCAUGCACGGUCUGGAGCCUCAGACUAUAGAGAGUCUGGAGCUGUUGCGGAAUAGGAAGUGCCCUUUCAUAAUCGCGCUUAACAAGAUCGAUAGGUUAUACCAGUGGAGAUCGUCGGCGAAUCGGCCCUCUCGAGACAGUCUGAAGGCUCAGAAGGACUAUGUCAAACAUGAGUUCGAUGAUCGUCUCAAACGUAUACAACUGCAGCUAUCCGAGCGAGGCCUCAACACUGCGGUGUACUGGGAGAACCACGACAUCCGUCGAGACGUUAGUAUUGUCCCGACCUCGGCAGUCACUGGUGAAGGUGUUCCGGAUCUCCUCUACCUUAUUGUUAAACUUACGCAAACUUUGAUGGCCAAGAAAAUUACUAAGCAACCGAGUCUAUUCCAGUGUACUGUGCUGGAGGUGAAGAACAUUGAGGGUUUGGGUACUACCAUUGACGUCAUCCUGGUCAAUGGACAGAUUAAGGAUACGGAUCAGAUCUGUGUGUGUACUCUAGCUGGGCCUGUCAUUACUACGAUAAGGGCUCUACUCACGCCUCCACCAGCUAAGGAGAUCCGAGUGAAAUCCGAAUAUGUUCAUCAUAAAGUCAUCAAUGGUUCGAUGGGUGUAAAGAUAUGCGCUCCUGGUCUCGAGGAGGCUGUUGCUGGCACACAGCUGAUUGUGAUGCGGCCUGGUGAUGAUGCUGAGGAGGUUAAGAGGAGGGCUAUGGCGGACUACAAGGCUGUAGUGAAUGAGUUCAAGAAGGCCCCUGAGGGCGUGUAUGUGAAGGCCUCUACUUUGGGUUCUCUCGAGGCCCUUUUGGAUUUCCUCAAGACUAGUUCUAUUCCUGUGAAUCAAGUAGGCAUCGGUGAGGUCCACCUUAUGGACGUCCGAAAGGCGUCAAUUAUGCUAGAGAAAAAGAAGGAGUAUGCGGUGAUACUAGCCUUCGAUGUGAAGGUGUCACCAGAGGCCAGGGACGAGGCAGAGAAGCUGGGUGUUAAGAUAAUGACCGCUGAGAUCAUUUACCAUCUUUUCGACCAAUUCACUGCCUAUAUGAACCAAAUAAAGGAGGAGAAACGUCAGCAAGUUCAGGAAGAUGCGGUUUUCCCAGUGGUCCUCAAUAUCAUACCACAGUAUGUCUUCAACAAGAAGGACCCUAUCGUGGUUGGUGUGGACAUCUCUGAGGGCACUCUACGACUGAACACACCUCUGUGCGUGCCCGAUAAGGAGUUCUUGGAAAUUGGUCGAGUCGCUAGCAUUGAAAAGGACCAUCGGCCCGUUGAAAAGGCCAUCAAGGGCGACAGUGUCGCCAUAAAGAUUCAACCGACGUCGGCCCAGGCCCAUGUCACUUAUGGUCGCCACUUCGACUCUACCAAUGCCCUCAUGUCUCGCAUCAAUCGCAGGACCAUCGACUGCUUGAAGGAGAACUUCAGGGAGGAUAUGCGGAAAGAAGAUUGGCAGCUAAUAAUGAGGAUGAAGCCGAUUUUUGGUAUCCAAUAGAAAAAUCUGGCAUCCUGUAAAACGUCAUUGAUGCUUCUCCUGGCCGUUUCGAAG